UAUAUAUAUAUAUAUUUAAAAAUAAUAAUUAUGUAUUUCAGGAUAUCAAAAUACUUUGCACGGAUGGAUAAAUAUUGUUUUAAAAUGAAGAAAAAAAUGUAUAAAUUUUCUAUACUUAUAUAAACGACUGAUGAUGAUGUUAGACAAGAGUAAUCUAAUACGAAUGCUAGACCACUUAUCAUCGUGUUGAAAAUCAAGGACAAUCUAGUCUAUAUGUCACAUCAGUUUGUUGAUAAAACAUGGCGCAAGUGUGGAGUCCGUCAAAGAAACAUAGCGAAUUUGCAAGGUGGGUGUGCAUUUAUCCAGUAUAUUUAAACAGUAAGAAAACUUUGGCUGGUGGUAGAAAAUUAACCAAGGAGAAAUGUGUUGAGAAUCCUACUGCACAUGAAAUUCUUGACGUACUUGUAGCAACAGGAUUUAAUGCUCGUUUGGAAAAUAAAUUACAUCCACGUGAACGCAGUAAAGAAUUGCCAUUUUAUGGACGUGUACGUGUACAAUUGAAACAAGAUGAUGGAACACCAGUUAGGCCUGAAUUUCCUACUAGAGAUUCUCUUCUGCUACAUCUCGGUACUACGAUACCGAAGUUAAAGACACGUCAAGGAAAACAAGCUUACGGAGACCAAUCUUCUCAAUCAUCUGCUUCUUCCUCUAAAAAAGGAAAGGGUAAAGGGAGGAGAUAAUAAAAGUAUGAGAAGAUAUUGUUCUACGUAUUGAUAAAUAUUAUAUUUUUUUUUUUAUUUAUUUAAGAAAAUAUUUUGUAAUAGUCUACCAUACAGCAAAUAUGAGCAAAUUCAAAUAUAAUAUACCUUACGUUGUAACA
Messenger RNA from Polistes dominula (European paper wasp), 820 nucleotides. It is a transcript of the gene Srp19, whose product is annotated as signal recognition particle 19. Gene Ontology annotation, biological process: SRP-dependent cotranslational protein targeting to membrane, signal sequence recognition; SRP-dependent cotranslational protein targeting to membrane. Gene Ontology annotation, cellular component: signal recognition particle, endoplasmic reticulum targeting. The record is from RefSeq and is a predicted model, not a curated record. Lineage: Eukaryota; Metazoa; Arthropoda; Insecta; Hymenoptera; Vespidae. Gene Ontology annotation, molecular function: 7S RNA binding.